Messenger RNA from Entamoeba invadens IP1, 1971 nucleotides. RefSeq names its product glutamine/asparagine-rich protein pqn-25, putative. Lineage: Eukaryota; Evosea; Mastigamoebida; Endamoebidae. The record is from RefSeq and is a predicted model, not a curated record. Bases 1 to 1971 code for a protein of 656 amino acids. The transcript has a single exon.
AUGUUCUAUUCGAUUUUCUUACUUGUUAUUGUUGUCUCCUCACAGACGACACCAUAUUGUGCCAAUGUAAUUGGAAAUUUGUGCGUGUCGUGUGUAGACGAUUAUAUUUUAUCUGAGGACCAAAAAUCGUGCACUUAUAAAAGAACGCUUGGCUGUGAGACGAUAAACAAUAAUAAAUGCACUUCAUGUUCAGAUGGCUACAAAUUUGAUUUUGACAACCAGAAGUGUGUAAUUGGUGAUGAGUACUGUUUGUCCACAAAACAGUUAGACAACAAUGACGUUGUGUGCACUUAUUGUAUGUCAGGAACAACACUUUUAGACAGCAAAAAGUGUGUCAAUUGCACAUCCGAAAACAAAGGCUGUUCACAAGCAUCUAAUAGUUGUUCUGACUGUGAUGUUUGUGAAUAUGGAUAUUACUUGGACAACACGACAUGUGUUCGAAUUCCAAAUUGUAAAGAAAACGAUCCUGAAAACGUCACAAAAUGCCAAACUUGUAUUGAUAUGUACAAUUACAGAGAUGACCAGUGCAUGUGGUGGAAUGUUCCAAAUUGUAUAAGUUAUAUCGAAAGAGGUGUUUGUGCCACAUGUGAAUAUGGGUAUACACAAGUCGGCACUGGUUGUAGAUAUGUUCCAUAUUGUACUCAAUUUGACAGCAACGGCUGCACUUCAUGUGCAAAGGGAUAUGGACUUAACAACAAAAAUUGCACAAAAUGUGAAAAGGCUCUAUGCACUUCUUGUUAUUCAGACUAUUCACAAUGUGAUGAAUGUGCAGAUGGAUACACCACUGUAAAUGGUCAAUGCAUGAAAUGCGAAGUAAAUGGGUGUAAAAAGUGUGUAUCAGAGAACCCAUAUAAAUGCUAUGAAUGCAACUCGGAUAACGGCUACAAACUGAUUGAAGACACAAAACAGUGUUAUAAAUGCCCAGACCAUUGCACUGAGUGUUCUGAUAUGAUCAAUUCAGUGCAUAUUUGUAGUGAAUGUGAAACUGGAUAUGCUGUAUUUGAUAUGAAAUGUGCUGCAUGUGGUGAAGGGUGUAUGACUUGUAGUGGUGUUGCACAAGAGCAGUGCAGUCUUUGUAAAUAUGGGUAUCACCUCGAUGGUGUUAACAAAAAGUGUUACAAAUGCGCUGAAAAUUGUUUAAGUUGUCAAGCGGAGAGUACUGAUGUCUGUGAAAUGUGUGCGCAAGGCUAUGCGAUAGACAAUGGCAAAUGUAGAAAAUGUGAUUCUAACUGUAUUUCUUGUGAUUCAUCGGACUAUUCUAAAUGUCUAACAUGUAAAGAUGGAUACGUUUUGGUUAGUGAUGAAUGCCAAACGUGUGAUGAAUCGUGUCAAACAUGCACUUCACCAAACGAUUACCGAGCCUGUGUCAAAUGUGCAAGUGGAUUUUACAAAGAUUCAUAUAAUGAGUGCAUCAAAUGCACAAAAGAAAAUUGCAAUGCUAUUAAUAAAGUUUCAAUUUAUAAUAUCGAAACCACUUGCAACAUCUGUUCUGACACAUGUGAUUACAAAAAACGAGACGAAAAUGGGUAUUCAUGUGGAGAGAUAUCGUUCUGUGACGUUUUUGAUACAACCAGAAAAGUGUGUGUUGAGUGCCAAAGGGGGUAUUAUCUAAAUGCAGAUUAUGAGUGCAAGAAGUGUUCAGAAGAGUGUUUGGAGUGUGUGAAUACCGAAAAGGAGUGUAAAGAGCAUUACAAAAAUGUUGAGAAUUGUGUGUUUUAUGAUGUCAAUCAUAAGUGCAAAACUUGUGAAAAUGAAUACAAAAUGGAAAAUGGUGUAUGCGUGAAAGUAGGAGAUUGUGUAACAAGGAAUGAUGAAGGAGUGUGCAUCGUUUGUGAGAAUCAGAAAAUUGUUGGUGAUGAUAACAAAUACCCAGCAGAAUAUAAUGGGACUUGUAGUCGAGAAGAACAUGUUGUUAACAGUUCUCAAAGUAUUUUCACAAUACUUCUAUUUGCCGUUUUCUUGAUUAUCUAA